GGGAGAGCAAUGGAGGCCGCGGGCGCCUGAGAGCUGGCCGCGCUGCUGGGGCUGCUGCUGCGGAGGCUCGGCGGGCUGGGACAUUCCCGGGACGCGCGUCGUCGGUCAUCACUCCCUUCACCGUGGCUCGCGGUGAAACCUCAGUUCCCAAGAGCUGUGAUCCCCAGGCUGUCCCGGUGUUGCAUCCCGGUUCCUGACACACAUACCCACAAGGGUGGGUCUACCUCUUCGCAAGAGGAAAGGUUUGGUGGAAAAUUAUCCAGCAACAACAGGAUCUGGGUCCCUUCAGAGCGUAACAUUAAAAAGCCAUGACCUCCGAGGAAAUUAAACUAACAAAGACUGUCCGCAGCGAGGCUGUGAGCGCUCAAGUCUCAGACAAGAAGAAGGGAGGCAAGUUCCAGCCUUUUAAGAAGUUGUUUGGCAAAAGGAAAAAGAAGAGCACCCUGCUUUCCGGGGAGGAACCAGCUGAGAGGCAGAGGCACGCUCCCCGGGGUUCCAGCAAUGGGACCUUCUCUUCAGAUGAGGAGACCCUGGAAAGCAAUCUGAGGUCCUCCACCUGUUCUAUGGGAGCACGGGCGUUCUCCCAUGACAGUAUUUUUAUCCCUGAUGGGGGAGCAGAAAAUGAGCAGACAGUUCAAGCAAUGUCACAGGACAACAUCCUGGGCAAAGUCAAAACUCUUCAGCGACAGUUGGGCAAGAAUAUCAAGUUUGGGCAGCGGCCAUCGAAUGCCAUUCCCAUGAAGAAGGCGGGCAGUGCGGACGCUAGCUCUGAUGAGGACUUCUUCCUGUCCAGUCCCAUGGAAAUUGUGACUCAGCAGGAUAUUGUCCUCUCAGACCCAGAGAACAAAUCCAGUGACACGCCAAGUUCCUCCAGUCCUCUGAAUCUACCUGAAGCCAGAAGUGAGAUGGAAGAGAAGGUUGCUCCAGUUAAACCCUCUCGGCCAAAAAGGCACCUCUCUCCUGCUGGCACCAUCGAAAGUGUCAACCUCGACGCCAUCCCCCUGGCUAUUGCCCGUCUGGACAACAGUGCCGCCAAGCACAAGCUCUCUGUGAAGCCAAAGAACCAGAGGGUGUCCCGGAAGCACCGGUGGCUUUCCCAGGAUCGCCAGAAUGAGCCAGGCAGCUUUGAGAGGCAGCCUUCCCUGGACCAGAACGGGCAGCCAGGAGAAGACAAGCACAUUUGGCAUGAAGAGGAACCAGAACCUCUGGAUUCCCGCGAAGACAAAAGACUCCAGGAAGAGUAUUGGCGGGAACUUGAAGCCAAGUGCAAGCGGCAAAAAGCAGAGGCAGCUGAGAAGAGGCGCCUGGAAGAGGAGAGGCGGCAGGCGCUGGAGAGGAGGCUUUGGGAGGAGAGUCUGAAAGAGGAGCUGCUGGAGGAGGAGGAGCUGCAGCUAGAGGCAGGGAAGGCACCUCCAGGAGAAGGGCAGCAGUCGGGUCUAGAGGAGCAGGGAGGUGCAGAGUUGGGGGAAGCCGACGACCCUGCGAGCCCGGAGGCUGAAAAGCGCAGGCAUGAGCAGGAAGAUGCUGAGAGGCACGAGGAGGCACUAAGGCAGUGGGAUGCCCAGAGGCAGGCAGAGAAACUGAGGCAGUGCGAGGCCGAGAGGCAGGAAGAGGAGCUGAGGCAGCAGGAUGCCCAGAGGCAGGAAGAGGAACUGAGGCAACUGGAGGCCCAGAGGCAGGAGGAGGAACUGAGGCAGCUCGAGGCCCAGAGGCAGGCAGAAGAACUGAGGCAGCUCGAGGCCCAGAGGCAGCAUGCUCAGGAGGAGGAGGCCAGGAAGAUGCUGCAGGACCUGAGGCAGGAAGAAGAGGAGGAGGCCAAGUACACGGAAGAGCUGAAAGUAUGGGAAAUGGAGGCGCCAGGGCUGCAGAUGGGCGAAAGCCCACGGAGUCCAGAAGGAGAGAGCCAGCCUCAGCUAGGGGAGUACGCUAAUCAGCAAAGCCCAUUGCAGCGGGACUUUGAGAAGCCAGAGGAACAAGAAAACCUCGAAUCCGUGGGACAGAAAGUGAUGGCCCAGGAGCAGAAGGAAGAGGCUAAGACGACCAGCGAGCCAGAUGGGCAGAGGGAAGACUUGGGCACGGAGUGCAGUGAUGUAGACGUGGAGGGGAGAGAAGCCACUCAGACAGAUAUCCCCCUGCCACAAGAGGGGCAGAUGGGCAGAGCGGCGGCCUCAGAAGACAAGAACGAAGCUGUCGCUGCAGAUAAGGACCGAAAUCUGGAGGAGCUCCGGUGGCAGGAGGUAGAAGAGCGGCAGACCAUGCCCCGACCCUACACAUUCCAGGUGUCCUCCGGGAGUAGGCAGAUUCUCUUCCCCAAAGUCAACCUGAGCCCAGUGACACCCGCCAAGGACGCAGGCCUGGCCCCAGUGGCCCAGGAACCGCCUGUGCCCAGUGGUGCCACCCCGCACGCACUGCCCUCGGCGCUCAGCAUCCCACACACAGCCAUUCUGGUCACUGGAGCGCAGCUCUGCGGCCCUGCGGUCAACCUGAGCCAGAUCAAGGACACGGCGUGCAAAUCCCUUCUAGGCCUGUCAGAAGAAAAGCGGCAGAUGGAUGUCCCCACGGUGGAACCCAGGGCCACCAGCGGCAAGGCCAGGCCUCCCCCGGAGUCGCCAAGCAAUGCCACUGCGCUAGCCGAGUGGGCGUCCAUUCGAUCAAGGAUCCUGAAGAACGCAGACGGUGACCAACGGAGUGACAGAGAGCCGGCCAAAGCCGGGGACGAGCCUGCUUCCCGAGCGCGGUGCGAUUCCCGAGGGAACAUGCGCAGGACGCAGCCAGUCAAGUUCUCCAUCAUGCCGGCCUGGCAGAAAUUCUCGGACGGAGGCUCAGAGACCUCCAAACAGAGCCUGGACGGUGAAGGCAUGAGGAAAAGAUCCUGGCCAGCAGCAGGUGAAGAAACAACGCCUCCGCCUCUGCCUGUGGCUCCGGAGCCUCGGAAGAGCCUGGAGAAGCAGGAGGUGAGCCAGGAGCCAGACACCACCGACGGAUGCAAAUUUGCCAAAGACCUUCCAUCUUUCCUCGUUCCAGGUCUGCCUUCUCCGCAGAAAGCUGCUUCCCGCACAGGGUCCACGACCACUUUGGACAGUGAGACCACGGGUGAUGUCGGAAAGCCAGACCUUGUGAUCUCGGGAGGUGAGGAAAAGGCCUCGCCCUUCGGAAUAAAGCUGAGAAGGACCAACUACUCCUUGCGCUUCCACUGUGACCAGCAAGCCGAACAGAAGAAGAAAAAGAGGCACAGCAGCACGGGAGACACUUUGGAUGGUGGCACCCCCGCAACCGGGAGCGACCCUGGAGAGAAAGAGUCUGAAGUUGCGACCCCCAAGCAUGGCACAUCCCACCCCCAGGAGAAAAAGCCAACCCUAGCCCCUCGAAGGGACUCUGCCGAAAGCCCUUCUAGCGGUCACUCUGUUGCUGUAGCCCACUCGGGGCUUCCACAAGGUAGCCAGACCCCAGCUCCAGAGCAGGACAAGGCAGCAAGCAAAACGCCACCGAUGCAGAAGCCGGCCCUGGCUCCCAAGCCUACCAGCCAGACGCCACCUUCUUCCCCAUUCUCCAAACUGAGCAGACCUCACUUAAUAGAGCUACUUGCUAGGCGCACUGGGAAGGUGGAUUCCGAACCGAGUGGGGCCUUCAAGAGCCAGGAGAGCAGUGAUAACCAGCCACCCUCACCAUCACUGCCAGAGGAGCUGAAGGGACAGAAGAAGGACGAGGAAGAGGUGCCGGAAAAGAAACCCGCUUCCCCGCCUCCAUCAGCCAGCCAGCAAGAGAGACCUUCCUUGACUCCUGAGACAGGCAGAAAAGAGAAGCCCGUGCUCCAGAGCAGGCACUCUGUAGAUGGCUCCAAAUUAACAGAGAAAGGUGAAGCUGCUCAGCCGCUGUGGAUAACGUUGGCGCUGCAAAAGCAAAAGGGCUUUCGUGAGCAGCAGGCGACUCGAGAGGAGAGGAAGCAAGCCCGGGAGGCCAAGCAAGCAGAGAAGCUCUGUAAAGAAACUGUCAGUGUCAGCCCGCAGCCUGGAAGCAGAGCCGGUUCCCUGCACAAGUCUGCCACUCCGUCAGAAGAGAAGAAGCCUGAAACUGCCGUGUCCAGGCUCCAGCGCAGAGAACAGCUGAAGAAGGCCAACACUCUUCCCACAUCCGUGACAGUGGAGAUCUCAGACUCUGCGCCCCCAGCACCGCCGGUAAAGGAGGUCACCAAGAGGUUCUCCACCCCAGACGCUGCCCCCGUGUCUACAGAACCUGCCUGGCUGGCUUUGGCCAAGAGAAAAGCAAAGGCCUGGAGCGACUGCCCACAAAUCAUUAAGUAAACAGUGACUCUUUCCCAUGUCUGUGGCCAGUUGCUGGCUCUUCUCUUGCCCUUUUUAUUUAUUUAUUUUUUUAUAUGCGGUAAAGAAACCAAGUUAGGGAAAAGAAGCAUGUUUUAUAGGCUCUAAAAUAAUGUUUAGAAACUGCACUGGUGGUGUUCGUUGUAAAGAGUGUAUUUGCACAACCCUGGGUCCUGGUGCCUUGAGCUCCCCUAGUUCUCAAGAGACAGUUUUGGCUGAGGGACCACAUGAAGCAAAAUCUGCAAAGGAGAACUCGGGAGAGCCUGCCAUGCCCAUCUGUGCCCAUCUAAAUCUGCAAAGGAGAGCUCAGGAGAGCCUGCCAUGCCCCCUAUGGUUCCCACAUACACAUGCACACCCACGCACCAUUUCAGAUAUCCUUUUGCCAAUCUCUUUACUCUAUUUUUUUUUUUUGGAUUCUCUACUCUUCUACCCCAAAUAUUUACCCUACUGCGCUUGCAUAUGGAACAGUGACAGGUUCACGUGUACAUAAAACAUGGUAUCACUCACUCUCCUGGAUGCAGCGACUGGAAGAAUAAGGAAAAGCUGGCCCCAAGCUCUGUGCCUAUAUCUGGUUUUCAUGACGUUUUCCCCACCCUAAAACCAAAACACACUCAUACUGACUGAUCCAUGGUGUGCCCUGUUACAGCAAUGCCCUCUUUAAAGACACAAGGACUGUCUGGCCUAGCUGGCUCCUAAGGAACAAAUCCUGGAUCAGGACUGUCACUGAGAAGACUCCUCAUGUAGCGCAGUGGCUCUCCAGCAGCCAGGGCGGCACUCCCAGAUCCGGGAGCACAGGGCUUAGGAUAGAGAUUUUAGGAGAAACCUUUCAGAUGAAUUCUGAUGUCAUUUCAAAAGUUAACCACCUGGUGUAAUCUAGCUUUUCACGUUAUGAAGAGAAGGCUUAUCCACCCAAAGAUGCAAACGUGAGACAAGAAAAUAAAACCAUCACCCAAACCAGCCAUUUAUGUACGAUAGUUUAGGUUGUUGGCAUUACAUGCCUCUGAAAUUUCCCCUUGGCCUUAAGGGAAAAUGAACAAGCCAAGAUGUGUAACCUAUUUGUUCUAAGGACUUCUUGUAGAGAAUUUUUUGUUCCUUUCUUGUACUUGAAUAAUUCAGAGUCGAAUGUUCCAAAGCAUUUACAAUGUAGAGCAUUCACCUUGAUACCUUUAAAAGAAGAAGCAUCUCAGAGUUUUACGUGGCCUUGUUAUCAUACACAUGUGCACACAAAGAAGGGACUUGGCAGUGUCAAAGCCACAUGUAUUUAUGUUUAUUUCUCUAGAUUUGCUUUACAUGACACUAGACAUACCAGCAAAUGCCUAUAUACUGCUGGCGAUCACUUUGUAUUUCCUGGUGUUGGCAUAGUUUCCUUUUCUAGGUGUAGGAUCUUAGCCCAGUGCAGGGGACCUGCAUCCCUUUUGGUCUCCCGCACUAACAUAUUUUAUAGCAUACAUCACUCCUUUUCCUCUGUGCUUACUCAAUAUGCAAUGUGCUGUCAUUCUGUCUAUUCCGCAGGAUGACAGGGAUGCUGUUUACCAUAUAGAAACCAUUUUCUCUCUAGAAACAGUGGCUCAGCUUCAUGAAGCAGCUGGCAUGUGUGGUCAAGUGGAUAGCUGAACUAUUGCAAGCUGGACUUAGUAUUGUAUCUACUGGACCUUCAGACUGUUAAGAAUCAAUGUAACUUUUCUGUUGUUGUUACUACUGUUGUAAGCAACUAAUAUUCUACUGCACGUUUCCCACACUGGUAUUCAUUUCUAAAUCUUAUAUGUAGACAGUUGUUAGUUCAAUAAUUUCCUCACUGAUAGAACACUUUUGAAUGGGAAUCUUCCCACCCAAAGCCCUAAAAUUAUAGAAUGGGAAUCUUUCCACAAAAAGCCCUAGAAUUAUAGAAUGGGAAUCUUCCCACACAAAGCUCUAGAAUCGUAGAAUGGGAAUCUUUCCACACAAAGCUCUAGAAUUAUAGUGCCACAGUGAUUCUUCCAAACUGGCUUCUUCCUCCGUCCUCUCAGCUUUGGCCAGCACCACAGUCAUGGCAGCGAACAGGUACAGAAAUAAGAUGGCUAAGGAAGAAUAGGGCUGGGCAUGGUGGUGCAUGCCUUUACCCUCGCACUUGGGAGGCAGACGCAGGUGGAUCUCAGUGUGUUCAAGGCCAGCCUGGUCUACAUAAUGAGUUCCAGGCUAGCCAAGGCUCCAUAGUGGAGUCCCCAUCUUAAAACAAAUUAAAGACUAGUAGAUGUGUUCAUACUGACUCGAUACCAUGAGCCCACACACAGUACAAGAAAUAGCGUAGUUAAAAAUGCCCCACCAAUAUCUUUAAAGAAGAAUCUACUGAGGAACGGGCGGUCGUCAUUCUUGCUGAAAAAGCACAUGCUCAACAUUACAUUUCCAAGUCACCCAAACCUGCACUGAGUACCAAGGAAGUGUUAUUCUGCUUCAGUUGUGUUGCGCUUGUCUGAGCAACAAACUAUGGGGAAAUUCUGUGAAAACAAAAGUUCAAGACUUUUUUUUUAAUGAAUGACUGCUAUAUUAAAUAUACAAGCUUUUUAAAUUUAAACACACUUCUGACAAGGUUAUAUAGGUGAUUAACCUCUGUUCAUAGACUUACAUAUGGAAGUAGAGUUUUUGUUUACUUUAAAGAUGUUUCAAGUGCAAUUGUUUCUUAUAAAACAUGAUUGAUUACCAUGAAAUUCUCACUUUAGCUGAUCAUCUACAAAUGUAUAGUAUGUAUCAACCGUCUCUUCUUGUGAUGUUUAGUUUGCUUAUUUUAAAGCAGCAACAUUAGCUACAAGUGUCUUGCAAUAUUUUUACCAACAAUAAAAUUAAGUAGAUACUUAAUAAAAA
Molecule: messenger RNA, 7157 nt
Organism: Myodes glareolus (Bank vole)
Lineage: Eukaryota; Metazoa; Chordata; Mammalia; Rodentia; Cricetidae
Source: RefSeq, a predicted model, not a curated record